GGUCAUUACUAGCAGGUGGGGAAACACACUGUACAGGUACGGGGUCAUUACUAGUAGGUGGGGAAACACACUGUACAGGUACGGGGUCAUUACUAGCAGGUGGGGAAACACACCGUACAGGUACGGGGUCAUUACUAGCAGGUGGGGAAACACACUGUACAGGUACAGGGUCAUUACUAGCAGGUGGGUAAGCACCAGAAGAGCCAGUACACCAUGACGGUGGGGAAACACACUGUACAGGACUGGUGCAAGAAUAAGAGGAUAGGGAAGCAGCUGGCUUCGCAGGCUAUUCUACAGAAACUCCACCCUCACAUCAAAACGUGGGGCUCGCUCAUAAGGAUGUAUGGGAGAGACUCUUCCAACUUUCUUAAGGAGAAAAAGGAGGAAGAACAGAGCAUCCUGGAGCUGACUCAGUUCUCCAAGAAGAACCGCCCCAACAUGAAGAUCAUCGACAAGCUGCAGGUGGAGAUGAGGAAACUUAAGGAGCAACGGGAUGCGCUGACUGGCAAGAGAAAGUUCAACCCAGGGAAUGUGGAGAAACCUCCCAACUCCCUCCUGUGCACCUUGGAUGUCUGAGCAGUC
This is a messenger RNA of Branchiostoma floridae (Florida lancelet), 582 nucleotides long. Its product is annotated as microprocessor complex subunit DGCR8-like. The transcript is spliced from 5 exons. Gene Ontology annotation, molecular function: identical protein binding; double-stranded RNA binding; heme binding. Gene Ontology annotation, cellular component: microprocessor complex. The record is from RefSeq and is a predicted model, not a curated record. The coding region runs from base 214 to 576 and encodes 120 amino acids. Gene Ontology annotation, biological process: primary miRNA processing. NCBI's taxonomy places the organism in Eukaryota, Metazoa, Chordata, Leptocardii, Amphioxiformes, Branchiostomatidae.